CCCUCACUCACGCACGCACCGACAGCCUCACCGAGUUGAGGCCAGAGGUUCUCUCCAACUCGACGCCUGCCGCCCGGCCCAGCGCAGUGUCGCCCGUCGCUCUUUCACCGAACCGCUAACCCACCGUGACUGACAAAGGGAAUCAGCUAGCCGUCCCACGGGCCUGUCUGCCCGCUUGCUCCUUCUCAGACAACACAUUCCGCCCGGCAGCCUUGCUCCUCCAUCCCCUCACCACACCCCCGCCACACGCAGGGAAACGCCCGGCAAACGCACUCAGCGGCUUCAACACCGCCGGCUCCUCGUGCAGCGUCUCGCGGCUCUGUCGCAGGUCCCCGCCAGCAUGUCUGUCGCCCCAGAUGGCCGCGUCCUGUCGCCUGGCGAGGUCUACACCGAGAGCGUGCAGCCCGACCGGCCGCAGGAAUGGCAGGAGGACCUCAACGUUACCCUCAUGUGCCCGGACUGUCGCGAGAACCCGCCGAACCUCGUCGAGGAGUUCUCCUCAGGCGACACCGUGUGCGGCUCCUGCGGCCGCGUGCUGGCCGACCGCAUCAUCGACACUCGUUCUGAGUGGCGCACCUUCUCCAACGACGACCAAGGGAACGACGAUCCCUCUCGUGUCGGAGAGGCUGCGAACCCUCUCCUCAACGGCUCCCAGCUGCAGACCGAGAUCUCCUACGGCGACGGCAACGUCCGCAGCCGUGACCUGCAUCGCGCGCAGAAUCGGUCGAGCCACGACAAAGGCACCAAGACGCUUAUGGCUGCCUACAAGGCCAUCGGGACCUUCGCCGAGACGUCAAACAUGCCGCACAUCGUAGCUGAUACCGCCAAACACUUGUUCAAGAUGGUGGAUGAUGCCAAGGUCUUCAAGGGCAAGUCGCAAGACGCCAUCAUCGCCGGCUGCAUCUUCAUCGCAUGCCGGCAGAACAACGUGCCGCGGUCCUUCCGGGAGAUCUUCAAGCUCACCAACGUCGCCAAGAAGGAAAUCGGCCGCACCUUCAAGAAGCUGGAGGAGUUCCUCUCCACCGUGACCCGCCAGAACCCCACCAACGGCGCUUCAAAUGGACAGGGGCUGAACCCUAGCGGUUUCAAGGUCACCAAGAGCACCGAAGCCCACGAGCUCAUCGGCCGUGCAUGCAGCAAGCUCCACCUGGACAGGUUCAUCGGCAUCAUCGCAGAAGAAGCUGCCGCCCGCGUGGCGAUCCUUGGUGUGGCGGCUGGUCGCUCCCCGCUCUCCAUCACGGGCGCCUGUAUCUACCUUGUUGCCGGUCUUAUGGGCGAGUCACGCUCUCCGAAAGACAUCGGCGCUGCCGUCGAUGUCAGCGACGGCACGAUUCGCACAGCGUACAAACUCAUCUACCAGGAGCGUGACAAGGUUAUCAUGGAAGAGUGGCUCGAGAGGGGUGGAGAUAUCAACAAGAUCCCCCAGUCAUGAUGCUGGACUCUGUGCCUUUGGCUGUUGUUGAUGGCUAGGAUGAAAAUUGAGAAUGUGGAUGUGGAUGACGAAUCAGACUGCACUACGGAGUUCGGGUUCGACAAGGAGAAUCCGGUUUUGUACUCCAAGUGCCAUUUAGUUGCGAUUGCGAUUUCGGU
This is a messenger RNA of Mytilinidion resinicola, 1590 nucleotides long. Its product is annotated as cyclin-like protein. Gene Ontology annotation, biological process: transcription preinitiation complex assembly; transcription initiation at RNA polymerase II promoter. The record is from RefSeq and is a predicted model, not a curated record. The transcript has 2 exons. Gene Ontology annotation, molecular function: RNA polymerase II general transcription initiation factor activity; TBP-class protein binding. Lineage: Eukaryota; Fungi; Ascomycota; Dothideomycetes; Mytilinidiales; Mytilinidiaceae. Gene Ontology annotation, cellular component: nucleus; transcription preinitiation complex. Bases 341 to 1432 code for a protein of 363 amino acids.